AAUCCUUGAUUUGGCGCCUUGUUUUGUGUUUUGGCGGUUUUAAUGUCCAUAAAGCACAUACUUUCUCCUUUUCUCCGUCUGUUUGGCGGUUGUAUUUCAACAGCAAGCAUACAUACAUACAAAAUUUCAUUUUUAUAUUUAUAUUUCAAUCCUUUGAAAAAAUCUGUUCGUUAGAACACAUUAAUUAAUUAACCAAGACUUUGUUUUAGCAUUUGUUUUAGCAAGAAAUAAUGGAUUCUAUCUACCAAUCUACUACUUCAAGGAGCCUUCAAUCGACUUCAACAAGUUCUGAAUUUGUCUCAGGAGCCUGCCACCUCUGCAGCAAAAUAUUUAAAAAUGUAAAAUUACGAAAUCGUCAUAUCAAAAGAAUACAUAAAAUAGAUGUGUCAAUUAAGAAAAUUGAUCAUAUUGUUUGUCCGUUAUGUGAGCAAGAAACUAGUUUACAAACCCAUGAGAACUUAUGAAAACAUAUUAAGGAGAAUCACCAGGUGAGUAUUGAACUAAUAACUUUGGAAUUUUCUAGCAAACAAGAAUAUGAGACAUGGAAAGAUAUGCAGAAAAUUGAGACCAGUUAUGCAACAUCUCGAACAGUUAAUGCAAAGGAACACAAGAUCUUAUACUAUGAGUGUAACAGAAGUGACACAUAUGGAUAUAAGCCCCACUCUAAAAUUAGGACAGAGAAAUCUGGUGGAUCAAUUAGAAUUAAAGGGGUGUGUCCCUCCAGACUAAUUUGUAAACUGACAAAUCAAGGACAAGUUUCGGUCAGUUAUUGGAAAACACAUGCUGGACAUAAAGAAGAAUUAAGAGCCAUACAUCUGUCAAAAGCAGAAGAAAAAACGAUUGAAGAAAAAUUAAUGGCUGGGGUGCCACCCAGUAGAAUUUUACAAGAUUCAAGAAAAUUGGAAAAACCACAACUAGAUACACUUGCCCUAUUAACAAGUCAAGAUCUCGCAAAUUUAUCCAAGAAGUAUAAUGUACACAAGAAACGAGAUCAAAAUGAUAUGGUAGCAACAACCUUAAAGGUUCAGGAAUGGAAUGCUAACAACAAGAAUUAUGCUUUCUUAUUUAAGAAAGAAGAUGAUGCUGCAAGGUGUUUGGGAGAAAGUUCAAUUAUCAAAUCAAACCAUGAGGAGGAAAUUAAUGAAUUUAUCAGAGAGAAACUAGAACAGACAAAUGUGACCCAGGAAAAAACCAAAGGAAGUCUUGAAUUACAAAAUGAAAUAAAAAAUGAAAUGGAAGCCUUAAAAAAUGAAAUGGAAGCCUUAAAAAAUGAAAUGGAAGAUUUAGAUGACACAAGUUUAACAAAAUUACGUGACGAAUUAGGAGAACCAUGCAAGUAACAAAGCUCAAGGCGAAGGAAAACUGUCAAGAAAACGCGAAGAACAUUAUGACAAAGCGAAAAAUGGAGAAGCAGGAGUACUUUCCUUCCAAGAAAAAAAAAUAACUGAUAAACAUUAAAUUUGAUUAACAAAUUUUUGUAGCUAACAUGUAUUUUUUGUUUUAUAACUGUAUCGAAUUUUAUUAUAGUUUUAAAUAAAGCCCUUUUAAUGAAUGCUGUUAUUUGUAGCCUUUUGUAUUAGUGUUAUAUGUAUUUUUAAAUCUGGAUGUACUGGGUCCUAGGCGAGGUUUAGAGGGGUUUUACCUAUGCCAUUGCAUCAAUAAGGCCCCCCUCCUUCCAGAUUUUUAAUAAAAAAUGAAAAAAAUUUAAACAG
This is a messenger RNA of Diabrotica virgifera virgifera (western corn rootworm), 1712 nucleotides long. RefSeq lists its product as uncharacterized. The record is from RefSeq and is a predicted model, not a curated record. Lineage: Eukaryota; Metazoa; Arthropoda; Insecta; Coleoptera; Chrysomelidae. The transcript has 3 exons. Bases 552 to 1340 code for a protein of 262 amino acids.